AGUCUUUACAGAGAGAGAGAUUCUGGCGUGGAAGUGUGGUUUGCCAGCGAUGAAACAGAAGGCUUUCUCUCUCUAAAGCUGGCACUGUAUAUUCAUGCACUAACUAGUUAUUUUUCCAUUUUCCAUAUCUCUAUCACUAUAUUUACAUAUUUUCCUCUCAAAAUAUGAAGAUAUUUAUGUAAACAGAGAUAUACUCAUUAGCCCAAAAUCAAGAAUAUUUUGUUGGCAUUUAGAAUUUUGAUAGUUGAUCCUUGUACAUUAACAAUGGCUGCAUCUCCUCCAUUUCUUGCCAAUGGAGAAAAGAAACACUGGUGGAUUAGCAACAAAAAGAUUGUGGAAAAAUUUAUCAGAGAUGCCAAAAUUUUCAUUGCCACUCAAGAACCAAAAGAGAUUGCUUCAGCUCUUAGCCUUGUUGAAGCUGCGCUUGCAAUUUCUCCACGUUUUGAGAUUGCCUUAGAGUUAAAGGCUCGAUGUUUGCUCUAUUUAAGGUGUUAUAAGGAUGUAGCCUAUAUGUUACAGGAUUAUAUUCCUAGUCUAAAAAUGCCCAAUGAUGAUACAUCUUCUACCUCUUCUUCUGGUUCAUUUGAUAGCUCAAAGGAGCAAAUUAGGCUCAUUUCUUAUGGUGAUGAGCCAAACUUCAAGUGCUUCUCUAUAUCUGAUUUGAAGAAGAGGGUUAUGGCUAGCCUCUACAAGAAUUGCAAUAAAGAAGGUCAAUGGAGGUUCUUGGUCUUAGGACAAGCUUGUUGCCAUCUGGGCCUAAUGGAAGAUGCAAUGGUUUUGUUACAAACCGGCAAACGCCUUGCUACGGACGCAUUUCGACGAGAGAGCAUUUGUUGGUCCGACGAUAGCUUCUCGUUUGCCAAGUUUCCUGUCUUCUCAGGCAACAGUUGCUGCACGACUUUUCCAGUAACCGAGUCGGAAACAAUCUCUCAACUUCUCAGUCAUAUCAAGCUACUCUUACGACGAAAAACUGCCGCAAUUGCAGCUCUUGAUGCUGGUCUUUACUCAGAAGCUAUUAGGCAUUUUUCAAAAAUUGUGGAUGGUCGUCGUGGGGCCCCUCAGGGGUUUAUGGCCGAAUGCUAUAUGCAUCGAGCAUCUGCUUAUCGUUCCUCUGGUCGAAUUGCAGAAGCAAUAGCUGAUUGCAAUCGAACCCUAGCAUUGGACCCUUCUUGUAUUAAUGCACUUAGAACUAGAGCAGCAUUAUUUGAAACUAUAAGAUGCUUGCCCGAUAGCCUUCACGAUUUGGAGCACUUAAAACUCUUGUAUAAUUCAAUUCUACGAGAUAGGAAGUUACAAGGACCAAUAUGGAAACGCCAUCAAAACGUGGCAUACAGGGAGAUUCCAGGGAGGCUUUGUUCAUUGGCUACGAAAAUUCAAGAAUUGAAGAAGAGAGUUGGAAAUGGCGAAACGGGGAAUGUGGAUUACUAUGCAUUGAUUGGUUUGAAGGGGGGUUGUUCAAGACCAGAACUGGAAAGAGCGCAUUUGUUGUUAACUUUAAGACACAAGCCUGAUAAAUCGACGAGUUUUGUAGAAAGGUGCGAGUUUGCAGAUGAACAAGAUAUAGAUUCUGUGAAGGAUAAAGCAAAGAUGUCAGCUUUGUUGUUGUAUAGAAUGAUACAGAGAGGUUAUGGAAGUUUGAUGACGACAAUCAAGGACGAAGAAGCGGCUGAGAAGCAGAGAAAGAAGGCUGCUGCCGCAUUGCAACUGAUGCAGCAACAAGUUCAGCUAGAUCAAGAACAACUCCAACAAUCAAGAACUGAAACUUUUGGCACUGUUUCAAUGCAACAACACGUUCAGCAAAUUGAAGAACCUAAACAAUCUAGAGCUGAAAUUCUUGAUUCAGAUAUGUGUAACACAAAUGUUACAAACGCGACAGUGUUCAAGGGGGCGUUCUGCAGAGAACUUACGAUCGUUGGGAAUUUGUUGUCACAAGCUGGAUUUAAUCAACCAAUUCCAGUGAAAUAUGAAGCAUUGAGUUGUUGAAUCUUAGGGGACAGAAAAGAGAAUAAUUUGAGAUGUUAUGCCACUAGGUCAGCAAUAUCUGAAGGUCUCGGGUUCAAGCCCAGAGUAUGAAACAAAAUCCUGUUAGGGAAAGCUUUCCCUUGAUGGUUCUUACAUGGUGCGAAUUCAGAUUAGUCGAGGCCCAAUGCAGACCUGACAUAGGGUGGGAAACCAAAAAAAUAGAAAAUGAAUCUGCUCCUAUAUCAUUGUACACAUGGGGAAAAUUAAGUAUUUACCACUGCUA
Messenger RNA from Lycium barbarum (goji berry), 2245 nucleotides. RefSeq lists its product as uncharacterized. Gene Ontology annotation, molecular function: protein binding. Lineage: Eukaryota; Viridiplantae; Streptophyta; Magnoliopsida; Solanales; Solanaceae. The record is from RefSeq and is a predicted model, not a curated record. The transcript has 3 exons. Bases 265 to 1983 code for a protein of 572 amino acids.